AUGACUCGCCGCGUACUUAUCCUGGCUAUUUGGUAUCGGGUGGUCCUGCAUGUGUUGGGCUCUUUGACAGCGGCAAAUGGACCGAGUCGUUGCUCGGUUGGUGUCUUAGAAGGUCGUGGUUUUACCGCAGCUGGGGACAUCAUCAUCGGCGGCAUUUUUCCAGUUCAUUACAAUAAAGUCUUCCCAGACACCCCAUUUACUGAUUUACCAAAGCCAAUUGUUUGCGAAAAAUUCAGUCUGAGGUCUUACCGCUGGCUUCAGGCCAUGGUGUUUGCCAUCAAAGAGAUCAACGAAAACCCACUUUUGUUGCCCAACAUUACUCUGGGAUUCGCAAUUUACGAUUCUUGCGAUGUCAUUCCACGGGGCCUGGAAGGUGCUUUGUGGCAGCUGAGCGGACAGGACGACGUAUUGCCUGGGUACCGGUGCCGCCCCGAGCCCCUAGCUGCGAUUAUAGGAGACGCUGGCUCAGGGGUCACUUUGCCCGUAGCUCGAAUGCUUGGACUUUACGGCUAUCCGCAGAUCAGCUAUUUUUCAUCAGUGCCGCUGCUCAGUGACCGCCGACAGUUUCCUUCCUUCUUCCGUACGAUACCAAGUGAUGAAUUCCAGUCGCGAGCUCUGGCCCGGUUGGUGCGUUACUUUGGAUGGUCCUGGGUUGGCAUCCUCGCUGCAGAAGAUGACUAUGGACAGCUGGGCAGUCAAAUACUUCGAGAGGAAAUACAAGGAAGCGGAGUUUGUCUGGCUUUUUCCGAAACAGUGCCAGUGCUUUACAACCUCAAGAAGAUAGCGAAGAUAGUACAGGUAGUCAAAUCCUCUACAGCGAAUGUCAUUAUUGUCUUUUCUUUUGAGUCUUACUUGAUUCCUGUCAUGGCUGAGAUGGCCCGGCAGAAUGUGACUGGUAAGGUGUGGAUCGCAAGUGAGGCCUGGUCCACUUCACCUAGUUUGGCACAGAAAGAUCAACUCAGGACACUGGGAGGCACCAUUGGCUUUGCCAUUCGUCGGGGGGAGAUUCCUGGUCUCAAGGAACAUCUGCUAAGUGUCUCACCUCAGUGGCCAUUAGGGAAGUCUGCCAACCUGAACAAAAACAGUGAUGUCAUAGCUUGGGGUGAGAACAGCACCACACAGCAACAGAAGGCCAGCUCUGGUGAUGUCCUUGUUAAACUCUUCUGGGAGGAGGUUUUCAAGUGCAAAUGGCCUGACCUCCCUGAUCAUAUGUCCAGCUUUAUUGGUUCUCAGCUUACCUGCACUCAGCAGGAGAGUCUGGCCAGUCUGGAUACUGCUUAUUCAGAUGUUUCCAACCUACGAGUCACCUAUAAUGUGUACAAUGCUGUUUAUGCAGUAGCUAAUGCCCUGCAUGAUCUUCAUUUUUGCAAGCACAUGAAAGGACCUUUUCUAAACAAUGAAUGUGCAAACAUACAGGAUUUUGAACCCUGGCAGAUUCCUCGUUCAGUGUGUACAGAAAGCUGUCCAGCUGGCACCCGCAAAGCCACUCGCCGUGGGCAACCUGUCUGCUGCUUUGAUUGUAUUCCUUGUUCUGAAGGGGCAUUUGCUAAUGAGUCUGACUCUGCAGAGUGCCUAUACUGCCCGGAGGGCUUCUGGUCUAGUGAAAAGCGAGACUCCUGUACCCCCAAACUGAUUGAAUUCCUGUCCUUCCAGGAACCUUUGGGUGUAGUUCUGGUGUCCCUCUCGGUGGUGACAUCAUUGAUGCCAAUCUCUACUCUUGCCAUUUUUCUCUGGCACCAUCAUACACCCAUAGUGAAGGCUAACAACCGGCAGCUGAGUUAUGUGCUUCUCUGUGCUCUGGCCAUGUGUCCCUUGUGCUCUCUGAUUUUCAUUGGCAGACCUUCACCCACCUCCUGCAUGCUUCGCCAGACUGCCUUUGGUACGGUGUUCGCACUCAGUGUCUCUUGUGUCUUGGCCAAAACUAUCAUGGUGGUGAUUGCUUUCAGGGCUUCCAAACCAGGCAGUGGAUUACAGAAGUGGGUUGGGUCAUGUUUACCAAAUUCCAUUGCUUGUGGGGGAACACUGUUUCAGUUACCUAGAGGAGGAGGAGUUUGGAAGCAUGUGCUGAUAGCUGUUGCUGCACCCACCACACGACGAACCACCUGGAUUAUUGUUGGUGGCAAUAUGACUUAUGAGAACAUGAUGUCUGCGGCAGUCACUGUGAAGAAUGGCCCAGAUGGCUCUAUCAUCUGGAACGGUUUCUACAAGACAACAGAAGAACCCUCAGCCUAA
Molecule: messenger RNA, 2232 nt
Organism: Polypterus senegalus (gray bichir)
Lineage: Eukaryota; Metazoa; Chordata; Cladistia; Polypteriformes; Polypteridae
Product: extracellular calcium-sensing receptor-like
Exons: 9
Coding region: 1-2232 (743 amino acids)
Biological process (GO): G protein-coupled receptor signaling pathway
Cellular component (GO): membrane
Molecular function (GO): G protein-coupled receptor activity
Source: RefSeq, a predicted model, not a curated record